CUCAAAUUUACAGUAUAAAUUAGCACCCAAAACAGACAAUAAACGUCAUCCUUUUGCCACUAACAUGAAUGCUUCAACUUCACACUUCACUACCACCCAACACAUGUCAGACCUAUUUAUUGCCUCCUAUCCAUUUCCCACCUCACCGCCCUGCAGCGUUCACUCUCUCUCUCUCUCCCCUGCCCUGCUGCCUCUUCUCUCUCAAGAAUCAAGAACAUGCUGGGGCGCAGGGGCGCCACCAUUGCGGCAGUGGUGUGUGCAGCUGUUGUGCUGCUGCUCGGUGAUGGCUGCGCCUCCGCAGAGACGGCGGUGGAGGACAAGAUCGUCGGCCUGCCGGGGCAGCCGCCGGUGGGCUUCGCGCAGUACUCCGGCUACGUGACGGUGGACGCCGCGAGGAAGCGGUCGCUCUUCUACUACUUCGCCGAGGCGGAGGCGGAUCCGGCAGCCAAGCCGCUCGUGCUCUGGCUCAAUGGAGGACCUGGCUGUUCAUCUGUGGGAGUGGGGGCAUUCUCAGAGAAUGGACCAUUCAGGCCUAGUGGCAAUGUGCUAGUGAGAAAUGAGUUUAGCUGGAACAAAGAGGCCAACAUGCUGUAUCUGGAGAGCCCUGCAGGGGUUGGCUUCUCCUACUCCACUGAUCCUUCCUUCUAUGAGGGUGUUGGUGACAGCAUGACAGCCAGAGACAAUUUGAAAUUCUUGCAAGGCUGGUUUGACAAGUUCCCACAGUACAAGGGCAGGGACUUGUAUAUUACAGGAGAGAGCUAUGCUGGGCACUAUGUUCCACAAUUAGGGCAGCGCAUGGUUGAGUUCAACAAGAAAGAGAAGCUGUUCAAUCUGAAAGGCAUUGCUCUUGGUAAUCCAGUCCUCGAAUUCUCUACCGAUUUCAACUCGAGGGCCGAGUUCUUCUGGUCGCACGGCCUGAUAUCAGAUUCAACCUACGACAUCUUCACUUCAGUCUGCAACUACUCGCGGUAUGUCAGCGAGUACUACCAUGGCUCCCUGAGCACGGCCUGCGACAGGGUGAUGAAUCAGGUGACCAGGGAGACCAGCCGGUUUGUCGACAAGUACGACGUGACCCUGGACGUCUGCAUCUCUUCAGUCCUGAUGCAGUCCAACAUCCUCACCCCACAGGUAAUCAGGAUCGCACGCAGCACUCAGUGUUUUGUGUAUCAUCAUGCUCCUGAAUGUUGUGUUCAUCAUGCGCAGGCGAGCAGGGAGCUGGACGUGUGUGUCGAGGACGAGACGAUGAGCUACCUCAACCGGAAGGACGUGCAGGAGGCGAUGCACGCGCUGCUCAACGGCGUGCAGAGGUGGACGGUCUGCAGCAGUGUUCUUGAGUACAAGCAGCUGGACCUCCAGAUCCCCACCAUCAACAUCGUCGGCACGCUCGUCAAGUCCGGCAUCCCCGUGCUGGUCUACAGCGGCGACCAGGACUCGGUGAUCCCGCUGACGGGGAGCAGGACGCUGGUGCGGCGGCUCGCGGGCAGGCUCCGGCUCAACACGACGGCGCCGUACCGGGCGUGGUUCCAAGGGAAGCAGGUCGGCGGGUGGACGCAGGUGUUCGGCGGCGGCGCGCUGUCCUUCGCCACCGUGCGGGGCGCGUCGCACGAGGCGCCCUUCUCACAGCCGGAGCGGUCGUUCGGGCUCUUCAGGGCGUUCCUCGCCGGCCGGCCGCUGCCGGAGUCGUUCGAGUGACAAGGCUGGCGCGGCUUUGCAUCGACGGACGUCCCUUCGUGCAUGCUGCACACUUGUAUCAUUGUAUGCAUGCGCCUAACGCGGCUUUGCAUGUGUCUUGAGAUUGGCAACGCAAUCGGAUUCUUCUCCAAGUGCAAUCAGACAUCCUUGAAUGGAAGGAGAUCGUGUUGGCAGAUGUGAAGA
Molecule: messenger RNA, 1875 nt
Organism: Phragmites australis (common reed)
Lineage: Eukaryota; Viridiplantae; Streptophyta; Magnoliopsida; Poales; Poaceae
Product: serine carboxypeptidase-like 45
Exons: 8
Coding region: 217-1692 (491 amino acids)
Biological process (GO): proteolysis
Cellular component (GO): vacuole
Molecular function (GO): serine-type carboxypeptidase activity
Source: RefSeq, a predicted model, not a curated record